CAUGCGUAAUCUCAGUUUAUAUUUAGGACAGCAACACAUGUCCGAACACAACACACUUCUAUAUCUGUUUCGGAUUCAACUCUGCUGUCUUUUUUUCAUCAAAUUAUUUAAUUUAUUUCGUUGUCAAAAUCUCAGAAUAAAACCAUCUAUAUUUCGACGAAUGUAUGUAUAAAGUCUUUCUUUUUCUUUGUCCUGAUUUAGUUUUCUUUUUUGAAUCGGUCUGAACUCGGACAAUUAAUCCGCCAUUUUCUCCUCGGUCUCUCUACUCGUCUCUUCAGUAUCGGAUCUGAGUCUCCUUCUCUUUCGUUCCAAGAUUAGUUUGCUUCUGGAGACGACGUGUUAGCUGUAAUUCAAUUAUUUACUUGCUUUGGCUAUUAAACGCGUCGUCACAAGCGCCAAUAUAAGACAAACUCAAACACAGAGACAUCUAGUUUGCAUAUGCGUGUCAUUUCAUCUCUAUCGGUAAUAGAUCUUGAUUAGAGAUUCAAGAGCUAAGAGAACAACGAUCCUUCUGUAAAGUGUGAAGCUGCGUUCUUUUUUUUUUUUGGUUCUGUUAUCUCGUUUUGAGUGGAUAAUGGGAAUGAGUCUCGAUUUUGAUGUCGAUCUUGAGAAAGGACUCGUCCACUGCGUCAAUGAAUCGCCGGAGAAGCCAUUGAUACCGACUUCUACAGAAAACAAACCGGUAAUAACCGGAGAAGAAACCGUCGGUUCGUUAGAAAACGACGCGACUCCGGUUCAGUCUGCGAAACCGGGAUGGGGAAGGAGCGAUCGGAAGGAGAACCGCAAGAAAUCAGCGUCGAAGCCUCCUCGUCCGCCGCGCGGACCGUCUCUAGACGCAGCGGACCGGAAACUGAUAAGAGAGAUCGCUGAAUUGGCGAUUCUGAAACGCGCGAGGGUCGAACGUAUGAGAGCUUUGAAGAAAUCGAGAGCGGCUAAAGCUGCGUCUGCGGCUUCUUCUUUCGGCAAUGUAUUUGCCACGCUUCUCACCGUUAUAUUCUUCUUCGUCCUCGUUUUGCAAGGAUUGUCACCGAGAGCAGCCGCUAGCUCCGGGAGAUCUCCGUUAGUAGAUACCGGAAAAGCUAAUGGUGGUUUUGUUUCGGUUCAAUAUGCGGGAACUCCGUCUGCGAGUGAACCGGAUGGUGGUUAUACCGGUCCGGGUUUAGCACAGAGAUUGCCGAAUUUACUAAAACCGGUUUCCGGUUUGAAAAGAAGAUGAAUAGAGAGAGUUUCACAAUGAAGCUUAAACCAAAGAACUGGAAUUGGACAAUUUCGUCACUGGUUCAUCAAACCAUUUGUCGGUUUAGAUUGUCGGUGGACCGUGUACUCGGACAGAUAAAUUUUGGGGGUAAAAUUGGCUGCUUUCUCGGCGGAUUAGUUUGUAAUGUUUUUUCCUAGAAAUAGUAUGAGAGAAGUUACAAAAGUAAAAUAAAAUCAGUGUUAUAUAUAUUUUUAUAUGUACUAAUAUAAUACAACUGGGAUUAUAUUAGUAGAUGAUUGUUGUGCU
Messenger RNA from Brassica oleracea var. oleracea, 1504 nucleotides. RefSeq lists its product as uncharacterized. Bases 575 to 1216 code for a protein of 213 amino acids. Lineage: Eukaryota; Viridiplantae; Streptophyta; Magnoliopsida; Brassicales; Brassicaceae. The record is from RefSeq and is a predicted model, not a curated record. The transcript has 4 exons.